AUGGCGGAAAUUGCAUCACAGCAAACGCCACCUUUCGCUGAUAGCAGCACUGAUGACAAGGUAAACGAUAAAAUUUCUCAAGAAAAACGCCCUACGGUUCCGGCCGACUUAAAUUCAGAUUACAAACUUUUAAUGGAAUCUUGUUGGCAUCAAAAUCCUCGUGUUCGACCAAGCAUAGAAAUAGUUCGUUCUGAACUUCAAGUUCUAUUGAAUACAUCGAGUACACAAAACAAACCACAUGAUCUAUCCGUAAUAACAACACACGGAGUGCAUAAACUGCUUGAUGAAGAAUUUCAUCAUGUUUUCUCUACUGCACCAUCACCUUCAUUAUCAGUAAUAGGUUCAAUGGACGACGAAGACGAAAAUUCAUAUCCUAAGGCUUUAUAUCUGUUCGAUAGUAAACAUCAUAUUCAUGAGCAUGAUAAUAAUGUUCUGGAUUGGAAAGAAGUAAUGAGACUUCAUAAUAAGAAAUUAUAUGCGGAGGCCUAUCCACACCUAGAAGAGUACGCAAAAAGAGAGGGACCCAAUUCAAUUCAAGCAAAAUAUCUAAUUGGUUGGUACCUUCUUGAUGGACGAGAGGGUGUGAUUCAGGAUGAACGUGAUGCUAUGAAAUAUUUACGUCAGGUUUCUGACGAUUCUCCAACUCUUUACAAGGCCGCAGCACAAUAUUUGUUUGCGCGGGGGUGUUUGAAAGGAUCGAUGUAUGAUAAAGGGACUGGACUUGCCUACUUAGAAAUGGCUGUAAAAGCACGUGAUAAGCAUGCAUUGUUUUGGUAUGCUGAUAUUUUACUGAAUGGUGAACAUGAUUUACCAGUCGAUAUUAAAAGAGCCGAAGAAUUAUUUAAAGAGGCAAAAAGCCGUGGUCAUCCAGAUGCAGAAGAUGCGCUAGAGAAACUAAAAAGCAGUUAG
Ambispora gerdemannii is the source of this 909-nucleotide messenger RNA. Lineage: Eukaryota; Fungi; Glomeromycota; Glomeromycetes; Archaeosporales; Ambisporaceae. The record is from the annotation of a GenBank genome assembly.